This is a messenger RNA of Trichoderma breve, 2238 nucleotides long. RefSeq names its product melibiase domain-containing protein. Gene Ontology annotation, molecular function: alpha-galactosidase activity. Lineage: Eukaryota; Fungi; Ascomycota; Sordariomycetes; Hypocreales; Hypocreaceae. The record is from RefSeq and is a predicted model, not a curated record. The coding region runs from base 1 to 2238 and encodes 745 amino acids. Gene Ontology annotation, biological process: carbohydrate catabolic process. The transcript is spliced from 3 exons.
AUGCUUGGCUCUCAUUCUCCAAGCCGGCUGGCGGCCGUUCUCGCAGUGACUGCGGGAUUGGUGGCAUCAGUUGGCGCAGCAAGUCCCAUUUCCGUCUCUGGUAAAUCGUUUGCUCUCAACGGAGACAACGUCUCGUACCGCUUCCACGUCGACGAGGACUCCAACGACCUCAUCGGCGACCAUUUCGGCGGCCCAGCCACCGAGGACGGCGUCUUCCCUCCCAUCAUCGGCCCCAUCCAGGGCUGGGUCGACCUCAUCGGCCGGCAGCGCCGCGAGUUCCCCGACCUGGGCCGCGGCGACUUUCGCACUCCCGCGGUGCACAUCAAGCAGGCGGCGGGCUACACGGUCAGCGAGUUCAAGUACCUGUCGCAUAACGUUGUCAAGGGCAAGCCCGCGCUGCACGGCCUGCCCUCGACUUUUGGCGAUGCUGGGGAUGUGUCGACGCUGGUUGUGCACAUGUACGAUAACUACAGCUCCGUGGCGGCGGACUUGACAUACUCCAUCUUUCCCAAGUACGAUGCCAUUGUGCGCAGUGUCAAUAUUACCAACAAGGGCAAGGGGAACAUUACUAUUGAGAAGCUUGCCAGUUUGAGUGUCGACCUGCCGUACGAAGAGCUGGACAUGCUGGAGCUGAAGGGAGACUGGGCUCGCGAGGGGAUGCGAGUGCGUCGUAACGUCAACUACGGUACUCAGGGCUUUGGGAGCACGACUGGCUACUCCUCCCAUCUGCACAACCCAUUCUUUUCGCUCAUUACGCCCUCGACGACCGAGUCACAGGGCGAGGCUUGGGGCUUCUCUCUCGUUUACACUGGCUCAUUCUCUGUCGAAGUUGAAAAGGCUUCUCAGGGUCUUACGCGUGCUGCUCUUGGUGUCAACCCCUACCAGCUAUCUUGGCCACUUGCACCAGGCGAGACAUUUUCCACCCCCGAAGCCGUUGCCGUAUUUUCGAACACGGGUGUUGGUGGAAUGUCAAGAAAGUUUCACAGUCUCUACCGCAAGCAUCUCAUCAAGAGCAAGUUUGCGACGCAGAUGCACCCCGUCCUGCUCAACAGCUGGGAGGGCCUCGGGUUCGAUUACAACGACACCACGAUUCUGCACCUGGCUCAGGAGUCUGCUGAUCUGGGCGUCAAGCUGUUUGUCCUCGACGACGGCUGGUUUGGCGUCAAGUACCCUCGCAUAACUGACAAUGCUGGUCUCGGAGACUGGGAGGCGAAUCCUAAGAGGUUCCCCCAGGGGUUGCCAGACUUUAUCGCCAACGUGACGAAGCUCAAGGUUGCUAAUUCCUCCGAUCAUUUGCAGUUUGGCCUGUGGUUUGAGCCAGAAAUGGUCAACCCCAACUCGAGUCUGUAUCACGAGCAUCCCGACUGGGCGAUCCACGCCGGGUCGUACCCUCGCACCUUGACGAGAAACCAGCUGGUGCUCAACGUGGCUCUCCCCGAAGUGCAGGACUUUAUCAUCGAAUCGCUGUCCAACAUUCUCGGCAACGCCAGCAUCUCCUACGUCAAGUGGGACAACAACCGCGGCAUCCACGAGGCGCCUUACCCCGGGCUCGACUACGCUUACAUGCUCGGCCUGUACCGCGUCUUUGAUACGCUGUCGACGCGGUUCCCCAACGUGCGGUGGGAGGGAUGCGCAUCUGGAGGAGGCCGAUUCGACCCUGGUGUGCUGCAGUAUUUCCCACACAUCUGGACGUCUGACGACACGGAUGCCGUCGAGCGCAUCUCUAUCCAGUUUGGCACCUCGCUGGUGUAUCCGCCAUCAGCCAUGGGCGCCCACGUCUCUGCUGUGCCCAACGGCCAGACUUCACGCACAACGUCCAUCACCUUCCGCGCCCAUGUUGCCAUGAUGGGAGGGUCGUUUGGCUUCGAGCUCAACCCGGCUAAGAUGCCGGACGACGACAAGGCGCAGAUCCCAGACAUUAUUGCGCUGGCAGAGAAAGUGAAUCCCAUUGUGGUCAAGGGCGACAUGUGGCGACUGAGCCUGCCGGAGGAGUCCAACUGGCCGGCUGCAUUGUUCAUCUCGGAGGACGGCAGCCAGGCGGUCUUGUUUUACUUCCAGAUCAAGGCCAAUAUCAAUAACGCGUGGCCGGUGCUGCGGCUGCAGGGCUUGGAUGCGGGAGCCAAGUACAAGAUUGAUGGGAAUCAGACGUUUUCGGGGGCGACGUUGAUGAAUAUUGGGUUGCAGUAUCAGUUUAAUGGGGACUUUGACAGCAAGGUGGUGUUUUUGGAGAAGCAAUGA